This is a messenger RNA of Orcinus orca (killer whale), 1817 nucleotides long. It is a transcript of the gene PPP1R36, whose product is annotated as protein phosphatase 1 regulatory subunit 36. Gene Ontology annotation, biological process: negative regulation of phosphatase activity. The record is from RefSeq and is a predicted model, not a curated record. The transcript is spliced from 11 exons. NCBI's taxonomy places the organism in Eukaryota, Metazoa, Chordata, Mammalia, Artiodactyla, Delphinidae. The coding region runs from base 538 to 1668 and encodes 376 amino acids. Gene Ontology annotation, molecular function: phosphatase binding.
GUGACGCAGUUGACUUCUCGGUGGGAAGGCACGAAGAACUGACCUCUAAAGAAGGAACCCCGGUGCAGCUUUGCUGUGAGACGCUAGGGAGCCACAGCAGCCAAAGGUGUCAGCAUGGGCAGCAGUGACGCCCACCCGCCACCGCCGCGGAGGAAGCAGGGUCCCGCCCCCGCCCAACGUCGGCGCGGUUUCUCAGCGCUCACGGGCGGUUAGUUGCCUCCGCGACGGUCGGUCUAAAGCGGCCAGCGGAAGGCCACGUAUCGUGUGCCCGAGUUUUAUUCGAGGAGGCGGCGGUUGGACUCGCAGGCCGACUAGCCGGAUGUAAGUGCACCUGGGCCGCCCCCAGCCCGCGGCGGGUGGAAAGCCGACCCCCUCCCGCCCGCGGCGCCCGACGGGGCUCGGUGGCGGUGCAGCGACGCCCUCCAUUCCCUCGGCCAAGGACCUGCUCUCCGCCCUCCCCAGGCAGGGGCGCCGCCUUAGCCUGGGGCGAACCUCACUCGAGGAGACCGGGGCUUAGUUGUCUACAAAAACCAGACGAUGGAGCAGUUGGGAUUCCGAUUAGGGAUGUGGUACUGGAAAGAUGAAACCAGAACUCUUGAAUUCAGAAGUUUUACACCUGCAGUAGAACUCAGAGAAAGAGGAAAGAAAGGCAAAGCAGUUCACUUUGCUGAAAUUGAUGGUCCAGCUUCAGACAGGUUGACAGAUAAAAGGUUUGCUUUAAGAGACGACAAGUCACCCAAAGGCUUAGAGAAACGAAGUCAGCAGGGCAAUGUUACACUCCUCGAUGCUAAAUAUGUUGCUUUGCUUUUGCUACAAGAUACUGAGAUGCAGCAUAUCUGUUCUUUUACAACAUUUCUGAGGAAUAAGAAUCUUGACGAUUUCCUCAUGGCAUUGUUGUACUAUUUAUAUUAUUACUUGGAAAAAAUCUCACAGGAAAAGAAACCCAAAAGCUGUGUGGUGGGCCUUGUAGAGAAAAAAGAGAUGGAAUUGAUUAUCAGUAAGUUAGAAGCAGCACAGAAAUACUUGGCACAGAAGUACUGUGUCCUCGUCCUGGGCUUGGGAAUGCCUGAUAAGCAUCACAUGUGCUGCGGAAAGGGGAAAAUAUCAAAUACACAAAAAGACUGGAAAUUCUUUGAGUCCUUUUAUACUUUCUGUACGUAUGUAGCCUGGAUUGUCUUCCGACGUCAACACUUCACAGAGAUUGAGGAAGAAAUAGGGAGGCUCUUUCGUUCCGACAUGUUCAACAUUCCUCGAAGGAAGCGUGAGGAUGAAGAGUCAGGAGGGGAAAAGAAACGCAUGACUUUUGUACAAUUCAGGAGAAUGAUGGCAAAGCGCCCAGCGAUGAAAAAAGCCAUUAACAUGCGCUCUCCAGUCAUGUCUACUCUGCUGCCCUCUCUCAGAGAAAAAGCUCAGAAUAUCUCUGACAAAAAGUACCGCCAAGCAGGCAUGAAAUUCCCAGUCUGGAUGCAAGAGCACAAGGAAAAUCUGGACUCUGUGCACAUGCCAAUAGUUGGCAUCCUGGGGGAGCCUCGAUGUCAGUUCAACCCCCAUACCCUUAUCCCCCUCGAUACAGAGGAAAGCAUGAAGUCUGGGGGACAGUCUUCCAUGAUAGAAAGAAAUAACAUGAGGAUUCAGGAUACACUGGACUCAGUCAUGAGAAAGAAAUAACAUGAGGAUUCAGGAUACACUGGACUUAGUCAUGAGAACGCUGUCCUCUCAAACAACAUUCCCUAAAUAAUCUGUACAUUCCAUCUCUGUAAUUAAUUCCUGUAUUUGAAGUAAACUACUUUGACUUAAUCACUUUAUACAGGACUAGU